Messenger RNA from Linnemannia hyalina, 786 nucleotides. Lineage: Eukaryota; Fungi; Mortierellomycota; Mortierellomycetes; Mortierellales; Mortierellaceae. The record is from the annotation of a GenBank genome assembly.
AUGCGCAAAGUCCUCUUUCUUAUUACCGUGGUCGGUUUGCUCGCUUCCCUUGUAUCCGCUGCCCCGACCUGUUUCAACUCGAAUGCUCGCAAACAAGAGGUCUUCACUCAUGCUGGUCACCGUGAGCCACAUGACGAUAGUGGGAUCAUCUACCUCCCUCCUGCCAGGUCUCGCAGGAGUUCCAAUCUCGAUACUAUGAUGGAGGAGCUGAUUCGUAAAGAAAUGACCACCACUUUCAGAGACUCCAAUUACUUGGAAUCUCUGAUGGCCAAAGUUUGCGAUGUGGAUGCAUCCGGAGAUUUCAUCGCCGAUUGCGAGAUUAAGAUCCUUACCGAACCUAAGAUCCGCGUGAUUCCUACCAAGUCGAUCUCCAAAGAAAUUGUCUGCACUACCGUUACUUGCCAUAUUGGACUUGAAGAGUCCGUCUCGGUCUCGACCACAAACAGUCUCGAGGUCAGCAUGUCGAUCACGGCUGGCGCCAAACCCUUUGGUGUUGGCAUGGAAUUCACGGUCACGACCGGCUAUGGCUUCAGCAACACUGUAGAAGAAUCGGUCUCGCUUUCGUACGGCUUUGAUCUGGUUCGAGGCGACAGCGGGUAUAUUGGCAUGGUAAGCGCUGAAGUCUCGGCCUAUGUGCGAGUGGAGGGAUGUCGCUGCAACAACUUUCUUUGCGCGAUUCAGUGUUCUUCCUCUGGUCUGAAGAUAACUGAGGAUGGACACCAUGAGGCCGUGAUUCUGAAGGACGGCACACCUCGCAGCUAUGUUUCUUUUGUUUACACGAACUAA